GUGUUAAGCAACAGCGAAUUACAAAUGAUACAUUUCCCGCCCUUUAACCUCAUUGGACUACGUUUUAUCUGUUAUCUAAGCUGCAAUAUGGCAGCGGUCAUCAAAGAUGUUGGUGAAAUAUGGGCUCGUCUUUUCGAUCAUCGACCUUUUUUAAGUGGUGAAAUCAAAUACUUUCUUAAGGAAUUUGAAGAAAAAAGAUCAGAUCGAGAAGUGGAGAGGUUAUUCCAGAUCCUCGAGAGAGUAACAGAAAUCAAAGAAACGCAAAUAGACAGAGUGAAAUUAGCAUCUGAUAUCCAUUUGCCAACUUUGAAUGCCAACCUGGAAGUGGCUGUGAGCAUGUGUAAUCGCAUUUUGGAGAAAGAAGAGGACCACCGAUCUGACACAGCCCUGACAACAAAACGUGAACUUAGAAAAGCAGAGUGGGAAAGUUUCAUUGAUAAUAUGACCCAGAAGUGCUCCAAAGUAGAUGCUACAUUUCAAGAAAAGGAGGAAGAAUUAAAGGAAUUUUAUGCUGACCUAGAGAAGAAACUUCAUAUUGAGAAGUAAAUUAUUUCUGGGGACCAACAUUACAAAACAUUUAAAGCAUUUUAUAUGUGAUCAGUAUCUCUGUGCCAUAGUUAACCAGGAUUCCAAUAAUACAAUGGA
Messenger RNA from Cryptotermes secundus, 645 nucleotides. RefSeq names its product biogenesis of lysosome-related organelles complex 1 subunit 5 (gene Muted). Gene Ontology annotation, cellular component: BLOC-1 complex; transport vesicle. NCBI's taxonomy places the organism in Eukaryota, Metazoa, Arthropoda, Insecta, Blattodea, Kalotermitidae. Bases 25 to 546 code for a protein of 173 amino acids. The transcript has 4 exons. The record is from RefSeq and is a predicted model, not a curated record.